CGUACACUCGCUCAUCCACGCCCUCACCCGCCCAAAACAUGCCCUUCGGGAACCACCACCACCACCAGAACUCGGCCUUCACCCCCUCGGCCGCCCUGUCGAGUGCCGCGCAGGCUUUGGGCUCCAUCGGCGCGCCUCACGGCAACCUGCGCGUUGCAACCUCAGGCACCACCAGCGCUGGCACCGACGCAUUCCUCUCGUCGCCCACGCAAUCCACACAGGCUCCCCAGCCUCAACCUCAAUCCCAAUCCCAAUCCCAAUCCCAUUCGCAGGCUGCCCACGCACACACUGCCCCGCCCCAGCAGUCCUCCGGCCUCCCUCCACCUCCUCAACACCAACACCAACAUCAACAUCAUCAUCAACAACAACCACCACCACCGCAGCAACAUCAGCCGCAGCCGCCGUCCAACGCCUAUGACGCACGACGCCCGUCCUCUCUAUCCGCCUCCAUGAACCAGCAGCCCGAUCACUACUCGGCACCUGCCUCCUCCGCCAACAUGAACCUCCACCAAAACCCUCCCCAGCCUUCGCAGUACAGCCCUGCGCCCCCGCUCCCGGGCAGCCUUCAGCCCGGUGGAACCCAACAGCAGCAGCAGCAACAGCAGCCAUCGCGUCCUGCUCCUGCGACCUCCUAUACUGCCCCUUCCGCUGUUCCCCAGGUCAACACCAAUGCCCAGCAAUAUACCCUCCCCACGCGCUCCAACACGAACCAAUCCCAGGCCCCUCCAUCGCAGCAACAACAGCAGCAGCAACAGCAGCAGCAACAACCUACCUCGCAUUCCUACUCGCGCUCCAGUCCCGCCGGCUUGGGUCCCGACCAGAAAUAUAUUCCUUUUUCCAACACGCCUGAAAACCCAAAAUAUACCGCCCCAACCCCGUCUCAGAAAUACUACCCCUCGACCCCCUCGGGCGCGGCUUCCAACUCUCCUUUGGGGCUCGCCGAUAUCAGACCGCGUGCCCUAUCCAACAUGAACGAGGAUGGUAUGGGAACCAGUCCAUUCUUUAACGAUGCGGACCGCGUUCCUUCAAACAGCAACUACGUCACUCCCUGGCCUGCCUACGCUUUUGACUGGUGCAAAUGGAACAUACAUGGGGGGAACAGCGCGGGCAAAAUGGCCGUAGGCAGCUUUCUUGAAGAUACGCAUAAUUUUAUUCAAAUCCUAGAUACCCACGUCACGCCCCAGGAAACCUCCACCCCUGGCGCUCCGCAGUACGGCCUCGAAUACACCCGCGUCGCUGAAGCUACCUGCUCCUACCCAGUCACACGCAUAUUAUGGGAACCGCCAUCCUCCCAAAAGCAGAGCACCGAUUUGCUUGCGACCUCGGGCGAUCACCUCCGCCUGUGGUCAUUGCCGCAAUCAACAGGAUCCACAGCGAGCAACACGAUAUCAAGAACCUCCUCUGUGAACACUCGAGAACCGCCUCCGCAGAAGCUCACGCCACUUGCCCUGCUCUCCAACUCCAAAACCCCCGAACACACCGCGCCGCUUACGUCUCUCGACUGGAACACCAUGUCUCCGAAGCUCAUCAUCACCUCCAGCAUAGAUACCACCUGCACGAUAUGGGACAUUCCCACUCUCACAGCCAAGACCCAGCUUAUAGCGCACGACAAGGAAGUCUUUGACGUGCGUUUCUGCGCCGGUAGUGUCGAUGUUUUUGUAAGCUGUGGAGCCGACGGCAGCGUGCGCAUGUUUGAUCUCCGGAGCCUGGAACACAGCACAAUCAUCUACGAGCCGUCGGAGAAGAACCCAGGCGGCGACAAAGGCUCGCCCGGAGGCGGACGCAUGUCGCCAACCAAAGCCCAGCAAACCAUGUCGUACGCGCCCCCGCUCCUCCGCCUCUCCGCCUCCCCCCACGACUCACACCUCCUCGCCACCUUCGCCGCCGACUCCAACCUCAUCCGCAUCCUCGACGUGCGGCAGCCGGGCCAAGCGCUCCUCGAACUGCGCGGGCACUCGGCGCCCCUCAACUCGAUCGAAUGGAACCCCUCGCGGCGAGGCAUGCUCGCGUCCGGCGGCGACGACUCGCUCGUCCUCAUCUGGGACCUCCUGCACUCGCAAAACGGCGCCGUCAUCAGCGGCGACUUGGCCGCCGCGCAUCCUCCUUCCACCCCGGCUAGCGCUCAUCCUGCAAAUGGAGGAGCUACCGCUACUGCUCAGGGCGCGGCCGCCGGCGGUGCUGGGAAUGCUGCUGCUUCCGCUGCUGCGACGACCGCGUCGGGAGGUGGAGGCGGCACCAUGGGUCAGAAGGGCCCGUUCCAGAGCUGGCGCUGCGAGUACGAGGUCGGCAACAUUAGCUGGGCGCCGCAGAGCGCGCUGACGGGCCAGGGCGGCGAGUGGUUGGGCGUCUGCGGCGGCAAAGGCAUUUGGGGCGUGAAGCUGUAG
Periconia digitata is the source of this 2384-nucleotide messenger RNA. NCBI's taxonomy places the organism in Eukaryota, Fungi, Ascomycota, Dothideomycetes, Pleosporales, Periconiaceae. The record is from the annotation of a GenBank genome assembly.